This is a messenger RNA of Aspergillus luchuensis, 1341 nucleotides long. RefSeq names its product BNR repeat-containing protein. NCBI's taxonomy places the organism in Eukaryota, Fungi, Ascomycota, Eurotiomycetes, Eurotiales, Aspergillaceae. The record is from RefSeq and is a predicted model, not a curated record. The transcript is spliced from 2 exons. The coding region runs from base 1 to 1341 and encodes 446 amino acids.
AUGACUAUUCCGUCAAUUACUGCUCUUGGGGACGACCCCAAUACCACGCACCGCCUAAACGCCUGUGCCUAUCAGCAGUCAGCAAUUACAACUUCGGGCAGCAUCCAGUAUGUGGCUUUUUAUACCUCGUUGGAAGGAUCGGACUCUAGAAGAGUUACGAUUGCACGCCAUGAUGUCCGGGACCCUGCGUCCGACUGGCAAUACUUGACUUUCGAAGAUUACAACCAGACGACCGAUGAUGGACAUAAUACCAUAUCCAUCGGAAUUUGUGGUGGUGAUGGAACGAUCCAUGUGUCGUUUGACCACCACUGCGAUGCGCUGAAAUAUCGCAUCUCGCGACCAGGUCUGGCAGCCGACCCAAGCGAGUCGAGUUGGACGGCAAGCAACUUCAGCCCGGUUCUAGAUCAUCUACCCGGCUGCGACGGUCUGUUGGACGUUACAUAUCCACGAUUCAUACCUGCUGAAAAAGACAUGUACUUCGAGUGUCGCAUUGGAAAAGCAGGUGCCGGCUCCGAUGUCCUGUAUCGCUACAGUUCUGACACUGCGCAAUUCGUCCAACUGGGAACCUAUCUAGUUGGAAGACAGUGUAACCCGUAUCCAAAUGGGAUAUCUUAUCAUCUACCAACGAAUAGUCUUCACGUCACUUGGACUAACCGACACUUUAUCGAGUACGAAGGAGCGAACGACUGUGCUUCCACAGCCCACAAAGCCCAAGCUGGACCCAAUGGCCCCGAGAAUAACGAAGGGCUAUAUUAUGCAUAUAGUCGGGAUAAUGGCACUACAUGGAGCGGGUCAAACCAAAAUUCAGUGGCUAUAUUGUCAGCACGUCCAGGGACCGGACUCGAGUCCCAAGAUAGCCGGCUACUCGUCAGGGAUAUCCCUAGAAACAGCGGUAUCAUGAAUCAGGAGGCACAGUACGUUGACUCCGAGGGAGGAGUGCAUGUAUUGAAUCGAGAGAACACCACCGGAAAGGAAACAUGGAUACACUACUACCGCUCCCCAUCGGACAAUCAGUGGAGUUUCUUCCCAAUACCUGACAUAUACCCUACGCCUACCGGACCUCGAGGAAAACUUGUCCAUAGCGAGAAGCUCAAUGCUGUCUUCUUCAUACUUCCGUCGAAUACGGAGAGUGAAAUGUUGAUUGCGCGGAGGAAUAUGACUGGUAUAAAUGGAGAAAUGAGUGUAGUAUGGAGAGAACAUGGAUACAGUGGAGAGCCGCUGAUCGACGAAGAAGCCUUUACAAAAUUUGGGCUUCUGUCUAUUCUCAUAUUGAGAGACGAAGAGGAAGGUAAAAGGAAGGUGACCGUGCUACAAUUCGAUGUCAAUAACCUGGCACAAUGA